Helianthus annuus (common sunflower) is the source of this 1207-nucleotide messenger RNA. Its product is annotated as peroxidase 24. The transcript has 4 exons. Gene Ontology annotation, biological process: response to oxidative stress; hydrogen peroxide catabolic process. Gene Ontology annotation, molecular function: heme binding; peroxidase activity. Gene Ontology annotation, cellular component: plant-type cell wall; plasmodesma. The coding region runs from base 25 to 1119 and encodes 364 amino acids. The record is from RefSeq and is a predicted model, not a curated record. NCBI's taxonomy places the organism in Eukaryota, Viridiplantae, Streptophyta, Magnoliopsida, Asterales, Asteraceae.
GUGAAAGAACCCACAAAGGGAAAUAUGAUGAAAACCAUUCUUGUAUUUUUGGUUGCUUCCAUUUUGGUGAUUGGGUGCAUGGGUGGUAAAGGUCACGGUCACCAUCAUGGUCAUGGUCAUGGUCAUGGUCAUGGUCAUGGUCAUGGUCAUGGUCAGGGCCGCGGUCAUGGUCGGGGCCAUGGUCAUGGUCUUGGUGGGGGUUUGCAGGUGCAUUAUUACCAGAACCGAUGUGGUUCGAUGGGUUGGGUUGAAAAGACUGUAAAGGAUAUCGUAUGGAACAAAGUUGCUGCAGAUCCUACCCUGGCUCCCAAGCUUCUAAGGCUUCAUUACCAUGAUUGUUUUGUCAGAGGAUGUGAUGCAUCAAUUCUAUUGGAUCCUACUCAAAACAACACAGAGGCAGAAAAGACGGCUAGACCAAACAGAUCUCUUUCUGGGUACGAGGUAAUUGAUGAAAUAAAGACAAAGUUGGAAGCCGCUUGUCCGGAAACUGUUUCAUGUGCUGACAUUCUUGCCUUGGCAACUAGAGAUGCUGUUUCCUUCCAGUUUAAGAGAGAAAUGUGGCCGGUUUUUACGGGAAGGAAAGACGGAAGAGAUUCGUUGGCAUCGGAAGUCAGUGAGAAUUUACCGUCUGCGAACGCCAACUUCACAACCCUCCUAACCCAAUUUGGAAACAAAAAGCUUAACCUCAACGAUCUUGUCACACUUUCGGGGGCACACACAAUUGGGCACUCACGUUGUGCCUUAGUCUCCAGAAGACUUUACAACUUCACAGGAAUAGGGGACGCUGACCCGUCUCUUGAUCCGGCUUAUGCACAAACAUUGAGGAAACUAUGCCCAACCCCAGUGAACCCAUCCACCAGUCUUGAAAUGGAUCCUAAAAGCUCUCUCACUUUCGACUCCGAUUACUAUCGCGCCUUAAAUAAACAUAAGGGUCUAUUUGUAUCCGAUGCAGCAUUACUCACGAACCGACAAUCGGCUUUGGUGGCACAGGUUUUAGAAAACCCUGCGAUAUUCUUUGCUCAAUUUGCUAGGUCCAUGGUGAAAAUGGGGGCUGUUGAAGUUCUUACAGGUGGUCAAGGAGAAGUUAGGAAAAAUUGUAGAGUUGUUAAUGGUAAAUGAUAACACUAUAAGACUUGAUUCCUUGAAUUGUAUUGUUUUUCUUGUAAUAUGUUCAAAUUUAUAUAUUAAAGUGUGCUUUUGACCUAAA